GAAAUCGUGUAAACAAGGAAAUUUUUUUUUCUCAAUUAAUGUGAUUGUUGUUUUCAUUUUUUUUGGUUAAUUGUUUAGAAUUUAUUUUGUAUUUUCUUUUUCUUAUUGGUUAACAAUUUUGUUCUGUUGAACAUGUUGCCUCUUUCUAUUGUGCAAACUCGUGGUAUUUCUUCAAGUUGUGUUCUUUUUCGAUAUGCAACUGUUACUAAGGAUGGAACGAGAAAUAAAGAUAAAGAAUCUUCAGAGAAAAAGUUUCCCUGGGCUAAAGUUACAAAGGCAGGAAUUGAAAAAACAUUAAUUCGACGGCGAAAUUUUAUUAAAAACGAAGAAUAUGGUAGCUGCCCUGAGAAAGCUCAAGGUAGAUCAUUGGAGCUCUUCGAUCGUAUAGCUCAAUCAUUGAAGACUAGAGGAUAUUCAAGAGAAAUUCGUGCCUAUCAACCAAGGGAAGAUGUUGUCGAAUUCAUCAAAACCAUUUACUCUUCUCAUUUCACUUGUGAACCAGGAAAAGAAGAUGAAUGGUUAAAUCAACCUCUUGACGAUUUAUUCUUAAAAUUUAAGUUUAUAAAUGAUUGUGACAAACAGCUUGACCAUGAAGUUCCUAGUCCCGAUUUACAUCUAAUGAAAACCGUAGGAGAUGUAGUUGAAUUUUACAAAACACCAAUCAGAGGAUUAACAACAUACGAUGAUCUCUCUAGACGUCAAAAUGAAUUACCAGCUAAUUUACAUAUUAUCAACCAAUAUAUUCGAUUUGAUCCUGAAAACGACACUUUCUUCAAAGGUAAAGAUGCUUUUCCAAAACAUCCAAUGGUAGUUGAAGGUAUUCGAGGCAGAGAAAAAUAUCAGGAUAUCAAAAUACCUUUUGAAUGGCCCGAUGUCUAAAACAAUCAAGAAAACAAUUUACCAAACACCAGCAUCUAUCAGUAGUACAUAUUUGUAUCUUUAUCAAGUUGAUUAGUUUGAGCUCUUAAUUGGCUCAGUCUAAUCAAUAAACUAUUGAAAUGUAA
This is a messenger RNA of Panonychus citri (citrus red mite), 1004 nucleotides long. RefSeq lists its product as uncharacterized. Gene Ontology annotation, cellular component: mitochondrial large ribosomal subunit; mitochondrion. The coding region runs from base 133 to 879 and encodes 248 amino acids. The transcript is spliced from 3 exons. NCBI's taxonomy places the organism in Eukaryota, Metazoa, Arthropoda, Arachnida, Trombidiformes, Tetranychidae. The record is from RefSeq and is a predicted model, not a curated record.